CAUACUCUAUAUUGGGUUGAGUAAUGGGUUUGUCCAUAGAUUUGGUUUAAUGUCCAAUACGAUGGUCAAUGAUUUUAAAGGCUUGAGUUCGUCGAUCAUUAGUCUGAAAAUAAUAAACGAUUUUUCGGAUCGUCUCAUAGUUUGCGGACAAAAUGAGAUCUCAAUCCGCAAUUCAGUGAACGGUUCACUACUCAACACUUUAGAUAAGGAUAAUAAAAGUUUUAUCUCCGCUGAACUCUUUGCAAACCGACUAAUUGUUUGCUAUAAUAUUAGCGGACAAUAUAUCCAUCACUUUAAUAUUUACGACCAAAACAUCCAAAACGUGACCAAUAGUUUUCACGACAUUUCUUACGCUAAGUUUGCGGCAAUUAAUGAGAAUAAGUUUUAUAUUCUGACACAUAAACGAAAUUUGAUUUGUUUUGAUUUGGAGAAGUCAUGCAUUGAAUGGUCGAUUCAGCUAAAGGUUAACAAACUUCCCGUUUGUAUGACUGUUAAGAAUCGGCGCAUUAUAUUCGGAAUGCUUUUCGGGAAAGUGUUGCAGAUUGUGAUCGACCAAAACAGUCCUUUAAUUUGCGAGUCCUAUCAAUGCGGACAACAUUUUCCCCGCAUUUGUGAUAUUUUCGAUCACUUCCAUGAUAUACACGCCCUUCCCUUCUAUCGAAGUCAAGCCAAUUCUCCCAUUUAUUUUCACUGUCCAUGGAUUGGAUGCGGUCUCAGAAUUGCCAACACUUCUCAAUGCGUUCCUAUGAUCCGAUUCAUACUGAUCCAGAACAGGGCGGGGAAGACACGUCUGGCGAAGUGGUAUAUGAACUUCGAUGACGACGAGAAGCAGAAACUGAUAGAAGAAGUGCACGCAGUGGUCACUGUUCGCGACGCCAAACACACCAACUUUGUCGAGUUCCGCAACUUUAAGAUAGUAUACCGUCGUUACGCCGGACUCUACUUCUGUAUAUGUGUUGACGUGAACGACAAUAAUCUGGUUUAUCUCGAAGCCAUUCAUAACUUCGUGGAAGUGCUGAACGAGUACUUUCACAACGUCUGCGAACUGGACCUCGUCUUCAACUUUUACAAAGUGUAUAGUGUUGUGGACGAGAUGUUCUUAGCGGGAGAAAUACGGGAAACGAGUCAAACAAAAAGAUAUCAGAUUCCGGACCCAAAGAAUGGUCCGCAACCACAGCAACGAUCAAUUCACGACAGUAUUGUCGAUCGGUUCCACAUUAAUGUGAAUACCAUAAUAAGAACCCACGACUCGAGAGCACUCGGAGCUAAAUAUUUGAACGAAACAGAAUUGCCCUCAAAUGAGGACUGUUUGUACUGGUGUUUGGAUACGAGUCCAUGCAAUCUGGCUGUAUAUGAGCAAAAAACUCGCGGCAGUUGUUAUCUGUUUGAUUGCGGCCCUAAUGAAGACUUUCGAUGCAAAUUCACGGCACAUAACUUCUACUCGAGUUCUAUACUUCAGGUGAAUCGACAUCCGUAUGAUCUGAACGAAUGGCAAUCGCAAGUGAAACACGAGAAAGAGUUGACAAAACUUCGAGUUCAGAGCACUGUUUCUCCGAUAGCCAGCAGUAGUACAUCUUCGGUGAGGAAUCUUAUGGCUCCGUCAGUGGUUCCAACCACUACUGCCACUUCACUCCUGUUUCACAAGACGUCUCGUUGUUUGCACUUUCAGUUUGAGUGCAAGAAUAACAGCGAAUGUAUUGCGAUAUACAAUGUUUGCGAUGGUAUUCCUCAAUGUAGUGAUGGAAGCGAUGAAUCGGUUGACUUAGAGUGUCAUAAAUCCAGAUUUAAUGUCCCGAAUCCGAAAGCAAGUCAUACCAUAAGUUCAUCAGACAAUUCGGCACAAACUCUGAACAAUAAGCAGUUGGAUAUGAAAGAUAUGUCACAUCAAUCCGAUAAAUCGAGUUCAAUGUAUUCGAGAAUUACCCCAAAUAAGUCACCGCAAGUAAUGCCCGCUUAUAACUACCCGAAAGCAUCGGAUGCAGACAAUACAAGAUCGGCUGACGAACAGAUUGGGACACCGAAAAAGCAACACAAUUACAGUCCGGCAGAACAGGGGGUCAAUAAUAAUUACAAUCCUCAAUACAGAGCUAAUCCUCAAUGGAAUCAAUACUAUCAGCAAAACGAUGGUUUCGGUUCAUCAGACAAUCGGAUGAGUGGUUCGGGAUAUGCUGUGGAACCUCAAUAUCUCAACAGUUAUAACAAUCGCGACUCGAAUUCUGGCUCUUAUUGGCCAUCCAUUGGAAGACAACAAUCCUAUGACUUAAGCGACCAAAUGAUGUCGCCCGGGAGUCAAUCGUACGGCAAUUCAAUGUCCAAUAAGCCACAGACCAAUGCAGAGGACGAGUGGGCACAGAGCGGCGCUUCAAAUGCAAACCCAUAUAACUCUAAUUAUUACAUCUCAAGAACAAGAGAUAGUAAACCAGAACUCAAAGGAAACCAAAAUCUAUCCAACAAUAAGAUGUUUUCAAAACCAUUAGAAAGCGAAUCGGCGGCCAAAGCAAAGCAAAGCCCAAUUCCUCAUAAAUACGAACAACAACUUAAAUCUCAAUCCACUAAAAUAGAUGAGACAAACAAAUCACAACAACUUUAUACAAACCCAAAGCCUAGUUAUUCUCAUAUUUCAUCGAAUAAGGGUUAUGUGAAGAGCGCUAGUAUUGUCGCCGUCUCUUAUAUGCACGAUUCGAGCCAACAAAGCGGCCGCGAAACCAAUAGCGCAGUCAUUGCACUCAGUCUCGGCUUAUUAGUGACCGCAUUGUUGAUCGUUUUGGUCGGAUGUCGGAUGAAGUCAUUCAAACGAAAGAUCGCCCGAAGGGGUCGAUCACUUGCUCACGACGCCGACUAUCUGGUCAAUGGCCUUUACCAAACGAAUCGAUUUGUAAUUAAGGACUACCAGGUCACUUAUAUAAUAUAUAANUACAAUCCUUUCGUUAGUCUAUUGGACACGGAUUCUGAACGAAGUGCAAGACUGUUACGAGAGGCCAAAGAGAGAGACCUCGAGAUCGUCGCUCCGCCGCCCAAACAGAAGAUCUCAGAUCCCGAAGAGUUAGCCGACUAUCAGCUGAGGAAACGAAAGGCUUUUGAAGACAAUAUCCGGAAGAAUCGAUUAGUGAUAAGCAAUUGGAUUAAAUACGCCAAAUGGGAGGAAAGCCAACAACAGAUCCAAAGGGCGCGCUCUGUGCUCGAGAGGGCCCUCGACGUCGACCACAGGAAUGUCACCGUUUGGCUCAAGUAUGCGGAGAUGGAGAUGAAGGCCAGACAAGUGAAUCACGCGAGGAAUGUGUUGGACAGAGCGGUUCUUCUGUUGCCACGAGUGAACCAAUUGUGGUAUAAAUACGUAUAUAUGGAGGAAAUGUUGACAAACGUGUCGGCGUGUCGUCAAGUGUUUGAGCGGUGGAUGCAAUGGGAACCCGAGGCUCAGUGUUGGCUCACUUUCAUUAAGUUUGAAUUGCGGUACAAAGAGGUGGAUCGCGCCCGACAUAUAUACGCCCGCUUUGUCACAGUUCACCCGCAGGUCACCAAUUGGAUCAAAUACGCCCGCUUUGAGGAACAGAACGGAUUCAUUGGCAACGCUCGCGAAGUUUACGAGAAGGCCAUUGACUUCUUCGGCGAUGACUAUUCCGACGAAACUCUUUUCAUGUCUUUCGCUAAGUUUGAAGAGAAUCACAGGGAAUACGAAAGGGUUAGAGUUAUCUAUAAAUACGCUUUGGAACAGCUGUCCAGCGAACAGACACAACAACUCUUCCAACAAUACUCUCUGUUUGAGAAGAAGUUUGGAGACAGAGUUGGCAUCGAAGACAUUGUUAUCAGUAAAAGGAAAUAUCAAUACGAAGAACAGCUUAAGUCGAAUUCACACAAUUAUGACAUUUGGUUUGAUUACAUCCGACUCAUGGAAGCCGAAGAGGACAUCGACGCCACCCGUAAAGUCUACGAGAGAGCCAUCGCUAACAUUCCUCCCAAGAAAGAGAAACGAUUUUGGAGACGAUAUAUAUACCUUUGGAUCAGUUAUGCCUUAUUUGAAGAGUUGGACGCCAAAGACAUAGACAGAGCUCGUGAAGUGUAUGACUUCUGUCUCAAACUAAUACCACACAAAACGUUUACUUUUGCAAAGUUUUGGAUUCUGUCGGCAAAGUUUGAAAUCAGACAAAAGAAUUUGAGUGGCGCUCGAAAACUGUUGGGAACCGCUAUUGGUUUGUGUCCCAAAGACAAGCUCUUCCGGGAAUACAUCGAACUGGAGAUCCAGUUGCGAGAGUUCGACAGGUGUCGUAUACUUUACCAGAAGUUUCUCGAGUUUUCGCCGCAAAACUGUACGGUUUGGAUGAAAUUCGCAGAACUGGAGACCAUUCUGGGAGAAGUAGAUCGCGGACGAGCUAUAUAUGAGAUAGCGAUCGAUCAGUCGAGACUCGAUAUGCCUGAAGUGAUUUGGAAGUCGUAUAUCGACUUCGAAGUGGAACAGCAGGAGUACGAGAGGGCGCGGAUGCUCUACGAGCGCCUUCUGGAGCGCACACAACACGUCAAAGUGUGGAUCAGUUUCGCGCGCUUUGAGUUCCAGUCGUCGGACGGCAGCGACAGCGGUGUCGCGCAGACCCGCACUGUCUUCGAAAGAGCCAACAAAGCGCUCAAGAAUUGCGAGGAAAAAGAGUCGCGUCUCAUGUUAUUGGAGGCUUGGAAUGAGUUCGAGGAACAGUACGGAACCGACUCUAGCCGUGAGUCUGUCUCACGACAAAUGCCUAAGAAAGUCAAGAAGAGACGCAAAAUACAGACCAACGACGGGUCGGACGCGGGUUGGGAAGAGUAUUACGACUAUAUAUUCCCCACCGAUGAGGAGGCCUUACCUCACCUCAGGUUCUUAGAAAUGGCCAAAAAGUGGAAACAAUCACAACAAGAAAGCGUUCAAUAA
This is a messenger RNA of Medioppia subpectinata, 4897 nucleotides long. The record is from the annotation of a GenBank genome assembly. Lineage: Eukaryota; Metazoa; Arthropoda; Arachnida; Sarcoptiformes; Oppiidae.